This is a messenger RNA of Daphnia pulicaria, 1352 nucleotides long. RefSeq names its product cathepsin B-like (gene CtsB). Gene Ontology annotation, biological process: regulation of catalytic activity. The coding region runs from base 171 to 1193 and encodes 340 amino acids. The transcript has 7 exons. NCBI's taxonomy places the organism in Eukaryota, Metazoa, Arthropoda, Branchiopoda, Diplostraca, Daphniidae. The record is from RefSeq and is a predicted model, not a curated record. Gene Ontology annotation, cellular component: lysosome. Gene Ontology annotation, molecular function: cysteine-type endopeptidase activity.
AUAGGGCUUUGUUUUAGUCCGAACAAAAGGAGAAAUUACGUUUUCCUAAUCAGUUUACUGCGUAUUUUUGUUUCCAAGGGACAGUGUAAAACUGUAAAAGCAAUAUUGAAAGUCAGCAAUAGUCAAUUUCGUAGCUUGCGACGCCCAUAGUGGAAUUGAAGAGUUUCACCAUGAAGACAGUUUUGUCUAUAAUCUUUGCUGUUGUACUGGUUACAAGCCAGGCCAAGAAGUUGAAGUCAAACAAGUAUUUUAAUCCCUUGUCAGAUGAGUUUAUCAAUCACAUAAAUUCCAUGAAAUCAACAUGGAAGGCUGGACGCAAUUUUGGCAAAAAUUUCCCGAUGGGAGCCCUGACUCAAAUGAUGGGUGUACACCCAGAUUCAAACUUGUACAUGCCUCCAUUGAAGAAUGUCAGCCAGAUGUUUAGUAACCAGGCUAUUCCAGAGGCAUUUGAUGCUCGGGAACAAUGGCCAGAUUGCCCCACCAUCCAAGAAAUUAGAGAUCAAGGCUCUUGUGGAUCUUGCUGGGCCUUUGGAGCUGUAGAGGCCAUGUCAGAUCGUAUUUGCAUUCACUCAAAGGGAGAAGUAAAUGCUCAUCUCUCAGCCGAAAACUUGGUCAGCUGCUGCUACACAUGUGGCUUUGGAUGCAAUGGUGGCUUCCCUGGUGCUGCUUGGAGCCACUGGGUUAAGAAGGGUAUUGUCACUGGAGGCAAUUACAACUCAAGUCAAGGAUGCCAGCCGUACAUUAUUCCCGCAUGUGAGCAUCAUACAACAGGUGAUCGUCCACCUUGCUCAGAGGGAGGCGGUACCCCGAAAUGCCUCAAGACUUGUGAAGAUGGUUAUACAGUCGAUUAUACGCAAGAUCUUCACUAUGGUGCUUCUUCUUACUCUGUUCACAAACGUAUGGAAGACAUUCAGUUAGAGAUUAUGAACAAUGGCCCGGUUGAAGGAGCUUUAACCGUUUACGAAGAUUUUCCUACUUACAAAUCAGGCGUUUACCAACACGUACAUGGAAAAGCACUCGGCGGUCACGCCAUCCGAAUUCUUGGAUGGGGCGUCGAGGAAGGUGUUCCAUACUGGCUUAUUGCUAACAGCUGGAAUACCGACUGGGGUGAUAAUGGUUAUAUCAAACUUCUUCGUGGGAAAGAUCAUUGUGGCAUUGAAAGUCAGAUCACAGCUGGUCUACCGAAACUCUGAUUUUCUCUCAAUAUUACCUAAACGUAUACAGAUUAAACAUUCUUUCUGUUCACCUUUCUGCCUUAUUUUUCCUUCCUUUUAUUAUUUCUUUUUUCCAAUCGAAAAUUAACUAGACUGUUUAGGGUUUUGAACAAAAAUAAAUCGGUUUAGUUAAAAUGA